AUGCCAACCAAGAGCGAAUAUUUAGCCUAUAGAUGGGGUCUUGCUAACUCAGAGGAGAAAGCAAUACUGUAUAAAUCGCGAGAAGACGAUCGAUCGUUUUUUAUUGAGCUUCAGCAGGGCUGUCGGAAGGACAACUUUUUCCUCUUUGACUUGUUAGAUUCCACGCUAUGGCCUGGAUUAGUCAAACUUGAUAGUAUCAUUCUGAAUCGAGGCGACGAAAGCUUAGAUACAAUCUGUUCAGUACUUUCAUCCCUGGCGGACCAGGAUGCAGUAAGAGCAUUUUACAGCAUGCAACAAACGUCUACGCGCAUUGCUGUUAUGGAGGGACUACCUCUUGAAAGGAAGGAAGCUAUUGCAAACAAGAUAACGGAGUGUGAGAUUAGCCGAUGGGAAUCGAUUUCUGCAAACCCAAGUGACGAGAACGAAUUUAUGGUUACAAACAAAUUCCUAGAUCGCCUAAAAGAUUCAGCCAAACUAUGA
Aaosphaeria arxii CBS 175.79 is the source of this 480-nucleotide messenger RNA. RefSeq lists its product as uncharacterized. The transcript has 2 exons. Lineage: Eukaryota; Fungi; Ascomycota; Dothideomycetes; Pleosporales. The record is from RefSeq and is a predicted model, not a curated record. The coding region runs from base 1 to 480 and encodes 159 amino acids.